GUAGAAAGGGCAAUUUCGUCCAAAAUUAAAUUUCUCCACAGAACAUGAUAUGCCGCAGUGUUCUCAAUCAUAAUAAUAAUAAUCAACGCUCGCUCGCAUGUUCUCUCACCUCUUUAUGCGUCGUCGUUAUAAGAAUCAGAUUCUGAUUCAUUCCUACGAUUUUCCGUUUGUUUCCCGAGAAAAUUUCUGAGAAAACCACCACCACCAUGACGGUGAUGAUGGAUUGGAUUCAUCGACUCAACACCAUUGACUGGCACCAUGAAUCUUACCCUGACUACCAGGAUUUCUACCUUCUCCCCUGCUUCGCGCUCUUCUUCCCCUCGCUUCGAUUCUUCCUCGAUAGGUUCCUUUUUGAGAGAAUGGCUAGAAGAUUGAUUUUUGGAAAGGGGAAUGAGAAGCUGGACUACCAGACAGAUGAGAGAAGUAAGAAGAUUAGGAAAUUUAAAGAAUCAGCCUGGAAAUGUAUUUAUUAUCUAUCAGCUGAGAUUCUUGCUCUGUCUGUAACCUAUGAUGAACCGUGGUUUACUGAUACGAAAAAUUUCUGGGUGGGGCCAGGGAGUCAGGUCUGGCCAGAUCAAAAGAUUAAGUUGAAAUUGAAGACAGUCUAUAUGUAUGCUGCUGGAUUUUAUUCAUACUCCAUUUUUGCUUUAAUAUUUUGGGAAACAAGACGCUCAGACUUUGGGGUUUCCAUGAGUCAUCAUGUCGCUACUGUCAUUCUCAUUGUGUUGUCAUACAUUUUUAGGUUUGCUCGUGUUGGAUCAAUUGUUUUAGCAAUACAUGAUGCUAGUGAUGUGCUUCUGGAGAUAGGGAAAAUGUCCAAAUACAGUGGUGCUGAAACAAUGGCUAGCAUUGCAUUUAUUUUAUUUGUUUUCUCAUGGGUCAUAUUGCGCCUCAUUUACUACCCAUUCUGGAUUCUUUGGAGUACAAGCUAUGAAGUUCUGCUCAACUUGGAUAAGGAAAAGCACCGAGUGGAUGGCCCAAUAUAUUAUUAUGUGUUCAAUAGUCUUCUAUACUGUUUGCUAGUUCUCCAUAUUUAUUGGUGGGUGUUGAUAUAUCGGAUGCUUGUUAAACAAAUCCAAGCAAGAGGAAAACUUAGUGAAGAUGUUCGAUCAGAUUCAGAAGAUGAACAUGAAGAUUGAGUAGGAAAGCAGGACCAUAAUAUUUCUUAAGGCAAGAUAAAUUUGUUGGCUUCAAACAUUUUAUCCUUCGGCCACAACGCUAAUCAUUUUCAAAUGUUCAUUCAAAUUGGAGGGGAUUGUAUUUAUACUGAUUUGAGUUCAGGCGACGGAGCUGAUUUAAAAGGGCAGCAGAUGCAGAGAAUUAUCAAUCUUCUAAGCUAUUGGUGUAUGAAGCACCUUCUGAAGUUGAGGUCUGCUGCCUGACAUUUUGUUAUUUUGACUUGCUUAAAAAUUUGUCAAUACUGAUUCCAAUUACAAGUGUGAAGGACUAUUGACCCCUUAACGUUUUCUGGCACAAAUGUUAUCCUGGGUUUUCAUUUAUUGGAGAACAAAAGUUGUUGGACUUUGGUGUCACAGAUCAUUCUGGGACUAGUCUUGUUCAUCGUAAUGUUGAAAGAUUUUAGUUCUAA
Molecule: messenger RNA, 1588 nt
Organism: Lotus japonicus
Lineage: Eukaryota; Viridiplantae; Streptophyta; Magnoliopsida; Fabales; Fabaceae
Product: ASC1-like protein
Exons: 7
Coding region: 207-1139 (310 amino acids)
Biological process (GO): ceramide biosynthetic process
Cellular component (GO): membrane; endoplasmic reticulum
Molecular function (GO): sphingosine N-acyltransferase activity
Source: RefSeq, a predicted model, not a curated record